AUGGGCACAGUGGAGCUGUCACAUCAUUCCAGUGUUGUCAUGGCAAAUAACUUAGCUCCAAAGCGAGAGGUUCUAGGAGUUUUUACAGUUUCGUGCACCAUUAGGAUGUACUUAUUUAACAAAGCAUUGUGUGACCACGGGGCAAGUAUGAACUUGAUGCCCCUUGUGAUUUUCAAGAAGUUAUGUCUUGUAACUCCUAAACCCACUUCAAUGAGGUUUCUAAUGGUUGACCUCUUUAUAAAGUUGGUGGGGAUUCUCUUUAACAUCUUGGUCAAAGUCAACAAAUCCAUCAUUCUCUCGACUGAAUUUGUUGUGUUGGAUUGUGAUGUCGAUAUUGAGGUGCCUAUAAUAUUAGACCAAUCGUUCCUUGUCACUGAGCGUGCUUUUAUAGAUGUAGAUCUAGGAGAACUCAAGUUUAGAGUUGGGAAUGAUGAAGUGACAUUUGAUGUGUGCAAACUGAUAAAACCACAAGAUAAGUGUAGGAUGGUGUCAGUAAUUGAAUCCAUGAACAAGUUGGUUGAAGGUUCAUGUGAGGAAGUUGUACCCCCAGACAUUGGUAGAAAAAUGAGGGUUGUGAGGAGAUACUAA
Solanum verrucosum is the source of this 588-nucleotide messenger RNA. RefSeq lists its product as uncharacterized. The transcript is spliced from 2 exons. The record is from RefSeq and is a predicted model, not a curated record. The coding region runs from base 1 to 588 and encodes 195 amino acids. Lineage: Eukaryota; Viridiplantae; Streptophyta; Magnoliopsida; Solanales; Solanaceae.